GAAGACUUAGGAAGGGAAUUGAAGUGACGCACUGGCAUAAAUACCAUCGUCAAGAGCAUAGGAGCUCUCGGGCAAGUUCGCAAGCUCACCUAGAAACUUGUUCGCUCCAGCAUGAAGCGUAGCACACUUGACAUGUUCAUCAAACCUGCGGCUAAGAAGCCUAAAUAUGAGGCCAGCCUGCACAAGUCCAACCAUGUAACUUAUCCUUUCGCUGUCUCCCACCUGCCUGCUCCGUUCACCAAGCAAUUAGGCACCGUGCCAGUGACAGAAGGGAAACCCAUCAAUGACCAGCCCAACUUGGAUCUGGUGUAUUAUCAGCCAUAUAUACCAGUGUCGAUCCAGGCUGGCAUGUUCGAGUUCCUGCGUCAAGAACUCUUCUUCUACCGCGUGCAAUAUAGUAUCAAUCGUGGAGGCAUCCAGACUCAGGUCAACACGCCCCGCUUCACAACCGUCUUCGGCGUCGACGCAACAUCGAGGUUCAACGAUAACGGAGACCUUGUCGACGCCAAGACGAAUCGACCUCUCCUGCAAGGACGAUAUAAAUGCAAGCCCAGGCCUAUUCCCCAAUGCCUCAAUGAACUGCGGAAACUGAUUGAGUCCGUGGUGGGGGAGAACUACAAUUUCUGCCUUGUAAAUUAUUAUGCCGAUGGCAGCGACUCCAUCGCCUACCACUCCGACGACGAGCGCUUCCUAGGCGCCGACCCGGCAAUUGCAAGUCUGAGUCUCGGAGCUAAACGGGACUUCCUCCUCAGGCAUAAAACUGGGUCACCCGGCAAGCCGAGGCAGAUAAAGCUGCCGCUAGGUAGCGGAGAUAUGGUACUGAUGCGUGGGAAGACGCAGGCAAAUUGGCUGCAUAGUAUUCCGAAGAGAGUGGGGGAGGAGGCGAAGAAGGGGAGGAUUAAUAUUACGUUUCGGAAGGCGUUAGUGAAGGGGGGGACGGAUAAUUACUAUAUGUAUAACGUUGGGGGUGGGUGUGUGUUUAGGUGGGAUGAUGGACUGAGGAGGAUGAUGCUGUGGAGAGAGGGCGAUGUUGCGGGCGCGUCGAGGACAGAGGCUCAGGCUCAGGGCGGUACUGCGGGACCACUUCGCGCUCAGGCUGAUGAAGUUGCCCAAGCCCAAAGCGUUGUCGCUCUUGCUGGAACUCCCAGUAGUAGUGUUUAGGGGGAGGAGACUUGGCAGAAAGAUAGUGGGGGAGAGCGUUUUUCAUGGAAUCACGAUUCAUGGUGUUGGGCGUUGGCGUAUAGUAAUCGGCGUUACGAUGUUCGCCUCUUGAUUGUUUGCCGUUUGGUUCUUCCGCUGUCUUUGGACGUCUGACUGAGUCUCACUUCACGACAGAAAGCAACUUAAAAUCGAAGAUUCAAAAAGGAUGUGCAAUCGACAUA
This is a messenger RNA of Lindgomyces ingoldianus, 1382 nucleotides long. Its product is annotated as DNA repair family protein. The record is from RefSeq and is a predicted model, not a curated record. The coding region runs from base 112 to 1161 and encodes 349 amino acids. Gene Ontology annotation, biological process: DNA repair. Lineage: Eukaryota; Fungi; Ascomycota; Dothideomycetes; Pleosporales; Lindgomycetaceae. The transcript has a single exon.